Microcebus murinus (gray mouse lemur) is the source of this 2219-nucleotide messenger RNA. The record is from RefSeq and is a predicted model, not a curated record. Lineage: Eukaryota; Metazoa; Chordata; Mammalia; Primates; Cheirogaleidae.
UAAUUUAGUAGAGAGAAACACUUCCCCAAAUAGGCACAUGAAUAGACUAAUCACAAAGUGAGAGGCAGUAGUACACAAAAGUAGAGACUGCCAUGGAAAAGAAUAAUAGUGCAGGGGGAUUAUGAAGAUUGGGGGUGUCCUCAGGGAGUGACACUUAGAUAGAGCCAUGAAAAGGAGUGGGAACUAGCCAUUCAAUGGGAAGGAGAAGAACAUUCCAGGCCAGGGAAUGACAUGAAAGAAGCCCUGGGGCAGGGAAGAGCUGAGCUUAUUUAAGGACCUCACAUGGGAAGCUAUGAAAGAAUUCUAAGCAUGUGUAUCAUUCUGUUUGUUUGUUUUAAAAGAUCAUUCUGUCUACAGUGUGAACUGAUAGAACUAGGUAGCAACAACAGAGUCAGGGAGACCAGUUAGGAGCCCAUUUCGGGGGGGGCAGAGGAGAAACUAUGCUGGCUUCCUAGUCCAAGGUUACAGGUCACAACAGUGACCAGACUAAAGUUACCUGGGGGUUACAUCUCCCCAGGUUUCUGGUCUGAGAAACUGGGCACCUGCAGGUGCCAGCACCCAAGAUGGGAAGCCCUGAAGCAGGAGCAGAUGGGAGGGGAGGGGACACUGCUCUGCUUUGGACACAUUAGGCUUCAGCUGCCUCUGAAACAUCAAAGUAGAGUUGAAGACCAGGAAAUUGUAAUAUAUAAGAAUCUGAUGCUCAGAAGAGAGGUCUGACUGAGGAUGAUUAAUUUGAGAGCCAUCAGGAUAAAAAGUGUUUUUUUUACAAAAUCAUGGGAAUGGAUGAGGCCACCCAGGGAGAAAUGCAGAGUGAAGUGGGCACAGGGCCUAGGAUUGAGCUGGGAAACUCCAACAUUUAGAGCUGGGGCAGAGGAAAAGCAGCUAGAAAGGCUGAAAGGGAAUGGCUGGAGAGGAAGAACGGAAACAUGGCAAGCCCUGUCACAUAGCAAGGAAGCAGGAGCAGAUGCCCUGUCCUGGCUUCCCCAGCGCCCCUGCCCACGGCGGACUUCUUCCAUGACCUCUGUCACCAUUGGAACCGCAGGUUCUCCCUUUCUCGGGAAGCACCCAGGAUGUGGGAACAUCGUGACCUUUGCACAAUUUUUAUUUAUUGCUGUGGAGGGCUUCCUCUUUGAAGCUGAUUUGGGAAGGAAGCCUCCGGCUAUCCCAAUAAGGUACUAUGUCAUAAUGGUAACCAUGUUCUUCACUGUCAGUGUGGUGAACAACUAUGCCCUGAAUCUCAACAUUGCCAUGCCUCUGCAUAUGAUAUUUAGAUCUGGCUCUCUAAUUGCCAACAUGAUUCUAGGAAUUAUCAUUUUGAAGAAAAGAUACAGUAUAUUCAAAUAUACCUCCAUUGCUCUGGUGUCUGUGGGGAUAUUUAUUUGCACUUUCAUGUCAGCAAAGCAGGUGACUUCCCAGUCCAACUUGAGUGAGAAUGAUGGAUUCCAGGCAUUUGUGUGGUGGUUACUAGGUAUUGCAGCACUGACUUUUGCUCUACUGAUGUCAGCAAGGAUGGGUAUAUUCCAAGAGACUCUAUACAAACAAUUUGGGAAACAUUCCAAGGAGGCUUUGUUUUAUAAUCAUGCCCUUCCACUUCCUGGUUUCAUCUUCUUGGCAUCUGAUAUUUAUGACCAUGCAGUUCUAUUCAAUAAGUCUGAAUUGUAUGAAAUGCCAGUCAUCGGAUUGACAAUGCCCAUCAUGUGGUUCUACCUCCUCAUGAAUGUCAUCACUCAGUACGUGUGCAUCCGGGGUGUGUUCAUCCUCACCACAGAAUGUGCCUCCCUCACUGUCACGCUCGUCGUGACCCUGCGCAAGUUUGUGAGCCUCAUCUUUUCCAUCUUGUACUUCCAGAACCCAUUCACUCUAUGGCACUGGCUGGGCACCCUGUUUGUCUUCAUUGGGACCUUAAUGUACACAGAGGUGUGGAGCAACCUAGGGACCACCAAAAGUCAGCCUCAGAAGGACGACAAGAAGAACUGAGGUCUGCCUGGAAUAGAGACACCAGUGUUGCAGUGAGGGAGGGAUCUGGCGAGCGUCUAGCCACCAUUUCACUUUUGUCAACGCUGAAGUACCGCCAGUAUUGAACCAAACAUAUACGAGAGAAUGCUCAGAAGGAGGGGACUUCUCAAAUUGCUCAUGGCUACACAGACCAACAUUUGUAGACUCUGAAUAGAAAUUCCUCAACCCUAAAAUAGAAAAGAGAACAGUUCUGUACUAUUGAA